Molecule: messenger RNA, 3422 nt
Organism: Alligator sinensis (Chinese alligator)
Lineage: Eukaryota; Metazoa; Chordata; Crocodylia; Alligatoridae
Gene: ZDHHC14
Product: zinc finger DHHC-type containing 14
Exons: 9
Coding region: 114-1601 (495 amino acids)
Biological process (GO): protein targeting to membrane; peptidyl-L-cysteine S-palmitoylation
Cellular component (GO): endoplasmic reticulum; Golgi apparatus
Molecular function (GO): protein-cysteine S-palmitoyltransferase activity
Source: RefSeq, a predicted model, not a curated record
CGAUGACAGCCGGGGCUGGGCGGCCGUGAAGGGCGGCUCGGGCGGGGGCCGCUUCGUAUUUGUCCCCCAGCUCUGCCCCGGGGGCCCGGCCCCCCGCGCCCGCAGCCCCCUUGAUGAGUCCGGGCGGCGGCAGCGGGCCCAUGAAAGACUGCGAGUACAGCCAGAUCAGCACGCACAGCUCCUCCUCGCCCAUGGAGUCGCCCCACAAAAAGAAGCAGGCGGGUCCCCAGAGGAAAUGGGAGGUGUUCCCCGGCAGGAACAAAUUCUUUUGCAACGGGCGUAUCAUGAUGGCCCGGCAGACCGGUGUUUUCUACCUGACUGUGGUCCUCAUCUUGGUCACCAGCGGACUCUUUUUUGCCUUUGAUUGUCCAUACUUGUCAGAGAAGAUUACACCUGCUAUUCCUGCAAUAGGUGGAAUUCUUUUCUUUUUCGUGAUGGGCACCCUGCUGCGUACUAGUUUCAGUGAUCCGGGCGUCCUCCCACGGGCAACACCAGAUGAAGCAGCAGACCUGGAAAGGCAAAUAGGUAACACGGAAGAUAUUGCAAAUGGUUCCAGUUCAGGAGGAUACCGUCCACCUCCCAGAACAAAAGAAGUAAUCAUCAAUGGACAGACAGUGAAACUAAAAUACUGUUUCACUUGCAAGAUUUUCCGCCCACCUCGUGCCUCACAUUGCAGCCUUUGUGAUAACUGCGUAGAACGGUUUGAUCACCACUGUCCCUGGGUAGGCAACUGUGUGGGGAAAAGAAACUACAGAUUUUUUUAUAUGUUUAUUUUAUCUCUGUCCUUUCUGACAGUCUUUAUAUUUGCAUUCGUUAUCACCCACGUCAUCCUUCGAUCACAACAAACAGGGUUCUUAAAUGCCCUCAAGGACAGUCCUGCAAGUGUGCUGGAAGCUGUGGUAUGCUUUUUCUCUGUUUGGUCCAUUGUUGGUCUCUCAGGUUUUCACACAUAUUUGAUCAGCUCCAAUCAAACAACAAAUGAAGAUAUUAAAGGAUCUUGGUCAAAUAAAAGAGGUAAAGAGAACUACAACCCAUACAGUUAUGGUAACAUCUUUACUAACUGUUGUGCUGCACUAUGUGGGCCCCUCUCACCAAGCUUAAUUGACAGAAGAGGAUUUUUACAGCCAGAUACACCACAGUUAGCAGCACCAUCAAAUGGCAUUACAAUGUAUGGGGCAACACAGUCUCAAAGCAACAUGUGUGACCAAGAUCAGUGCAUUCAGAGCACUAAAUUCGUUUUGCAGGCUGCUGCCACACCAUUACUACAGAGUGAGCCCAGCAUAACUAGCGAAGAACUACCUUUACCAGGGAAGACCACUAUCAGUGCUCCUUGUGCCACGCUGACCCUAGGGCAGCCGACACCACCAUCCUCCAUGCCAAAUCUCACCUCAGAAACAGGUUUGACAGACAUGCUACCAUUAAAGGAGGAGCACGAAGGUCAUCAGUUCCUUACUCCUGAGGAAGCACCAUCACCUCCUGGUAUGUUGCCAACAGGAAGCCCUAUUACACACAGCCAUACCAUGCAUGUCCUGAGCCUAGCCAGCCAAGACUCAUUGCAUGAAGACUCAGUACGUGGUCUUGUGAAGCUUAGUUCAGUUUGACCAACUUUUACUGACUACAGACACCACAAAAUGGUGCAAUGUUCAAAUGUUUACUCAAGAUGAAAGACUUUACUACCACUGUAAGACUUUUUAACAUGCCUAUAAUAAUGCAAACUUUCCCAUGUAAUGGAGUCUACUAAAUGGACAAGUUAUUUUUUCAAUGGAGCUAUGGUUUUGGGGUUUUAUUUUGACCAGGGUGUUAAUGAGUAUGUUUUGAUGGCAACUGCUUUUAUUUUUAAAUAAAAAACAGAAAUGGUCAGUAAUCCUACUUACUGGAAAUUGGGGUCCUGCAACUUGGAAUUCUGCCUGUAUGACAGUCUUUGUUACAGUAUAAACGAGAAAGAUUGGAUGUAAGUAUCAUGCUCUGUGUUUUAUGCUCUUGUAAUACACACUUGUUAAGGCUUACCACUCCUGUGGCCAGAAUGAUCUGCACUUACAUGUUAUGCUAUUAAUAUUUGAAAUAGAAAAUUACCAUUCCAUUUGUUAAUACAAAAAAAGACUGCAGAUGUGGAUUUGCAUGCCACGCUACAGUAUGUGUUACAGUGGUGUUGGUAUUAAAAGAAAGUGCUGCUUUUUUAUUUGUGAGGUUCGAGUGCUGUUUCAUUUAAAGACAGUGCAACGAACAAAACUAAUGGACAAUAUUAUUUUUUCAGUUUAUUAAACUUUAUUAUAAAUUAAUCAGUGGUGCCUGGAAUAUGGAGGGCUACUGAUUUUAACAUGUUACAUAUCAUUUAACCUUCUGUUUUAAGUGUUUAGAAUAAGGUAUUGUGUUGUGCCAUACCACGGAUUUUUCCAUUCCCUAAUGUGAUAAGAUUACCUGUGGACAUCCAAUAAAAGGACAACUCUAUUUCUUUGGAUACGUGUACAGUUAUCCUUACACAGUUUCCUAGGGGGGGAAAAUAUGUUUGGAUGACUUAGUCUGCAAAGAGGUUGUUUACAUUUGGAUGCAUUUGCAUAAUAAUACAGGAGCUAUAGAAUCUGUUUAUGAUUUGUUUUAUUUUAAUAUUAUGCAUGGUUUUGCAUUAGCUGUACAUGUGUGACACAGUAUUUCUACAGUAAAUCUGUGUUCAGAAACAACAUUGCUAAAAUCUACCUUGCGCCUAUAAUCCUGCUCUCUUAUCCAGUUAAGUGCAGGAUAAUAGGCUUGGGGGAGGAAAAAAAGAAAUGUCUGUGAGGUGACACAAAAUGAGAAGUAAUGUAUGGUAGCUGCCAAUUGGUCCUACUUCUUCAUCCAUUAUUUAAAACAGAAAGAUUUAUACUACGAAACUGCUGUACUGUAAUUUGAGUUUAGGAGAACUUAAAUUUUAUGGUUUAAAGAAGGUCUUCCCCUCAUGAAUAAUUGAAGAGAGCCGUGUGCCUAAGCUAAGAAAACCAAACUGUUGUAAUUUACUGUAUUUAACAUGCUUUUCAGAUUUUGGAUUUUUAUUUUCUCAGAACAAAAUAAGCAGUGUUUUCCAGGAAAUUCAAGAUAUUAUUUAAUUGCAAAUUGCUAUUAUGUAAAAUGAUUCAUUGACAGAUCAAGCAUGACUCAGUUGCAUCAGUGACAUGGUUGUUUACUUACAUCAGGUUAAAAACUGUCAUUCUUUAAGAAAAACAAAUAAGCCUUUUGUAAAACUGUUAUCUAGGCUAUUUUAAAUGUCAAGGGUCUUCUAACUUUGGUGAAAUUGUUGUAACUAUUUUUUUCUAAAUGGUUAUAUUUCAUCUAGGUGUACAUAUAUACAUAUAUAUAUAAGACAUCAAAAGUUGCCUUCUAAAACCGUCAACUGGUUCCUGGACUCCACAGAAAGUUAUUGCCUUCCCACUAUUCUCACUGAGGAUGAG